GACGUCAAAGUUGGUUCCUAUCCAAAACACAACGUGUUGUUCUUCCCCGGUACGUAGGCUGCCAAAGUGCCUAGUUCGUGUAUUACCGCAUCCAAUUUCCCCUUUUCCAAUUAUUUUUUCACUCUUUAUUCUUCCUUCUUCGUCAUAUUAAUAAUUUUAUCCUCUCGCUCACUCUCACCCAGUUUUUUUACAUCAACGUGCACCCACCACCACGACGUGAAUACAGAACCUGGUUGGGUUUUGUGUCUGAGCCAACGAUCUAAUGGAAACCCUUAAUGUUGAACCUGAAAUCCAACAAUCUACCCCUACGCGACGUCAUCUCAACAGAUAUGCCCUCUUCUGCUCUAUUCUCGCCUCCACCAACUCCGUCCUCCUUGGUUACGAUAUCGGAGUGAUGAGUGGGGCGGUGCUUUAUAUAUCAGAAACCUUACAUCUCUCCUCAGUUCAAGUGGAGAUCCUGGUGGGUACCUUGAAUGUCUGUUCCCUUUUCGGAUCGCUCGCUUCCGGCAAGACCUCCGAUUACAUAGGCCGGCGUUAUACCAUUGUCCUGGCGGCGGCGACGUUCCUUAUAGGUGCCCUUCUCAUGGGUCUAGCACCUAACUUCGCCUUCCUCAUGGCCGGCCGCGUCGUCGCCGGAAUCGGCGUCGGUUACGCUCUCAUGAUCUCCCCUGUCUAUACCUCAGAGAUCUCUCCCGCCAUGACACGCGGCUUCCUCUCCUCACUCCCUGAGGUCUUCAUCGUCUUCGGCAUUCUCCUUGGCUACAUUUCAAACAUCUCCUUUUCUCCUCUCCCCUCACACAUCAACUGGAGGGUGAUGCUGGGCCUGGCUGCCGCACCAGCGAUCGGUAUUGGGUUCGGCGUAAUGGCGAUGCCGGAAUCGCCUCGUUGGCUCGUCAUGAAGCAAAGAUUGCCGGAGGCCAAGGAGGUGUUGCGCAGGGUAUCGGAUUCCGAAGAGGAGGCGGAGUUUCGACUCACCGAGAUCACAAAAGCUGCCGCGCAAGAAGCGGCUGCAAGGGGCGAUAAUUGGAAAGGCCAAGGAGUGUGGAAAGAGCUUCUUUGGUGUCCAACUAGACCUGUUAGACGAAUGCUGGUUGCGGCCAUUGGAAUCAAUUUCUUCAUGCAAGCUUCGGGUAACGACGCUGUUAUAUAUUACUGCCCUCAAGUGUUCAGGGCCGCUGGGAUUCACAACAAGACGAAGUUGAUGAGCAUCAACGUGAUAAUGGGUUUAUCCAAGACUGCCUUCGUCUUGCUCUCUGCGCUUUAUUUGGACCGGUUCGGCCGCCGGCCCCUUUUAUUAUUAGGCUCAGCCGGGAUGACCUUAUCUCUUGUGGUCUUAUCUGUGGGCUCAAAAUUUAUCCAUACCGAACACAGGCCGAUGUGGGCUAUGGUCAUGACCAUAGUCUCUGUAUGCACCUUUGUAUCCUUCUUUUCAAUUGGGCUAGGGCCCAUUACGUGGGUUUACUCAAGUGAGAUUUUCCCCAUGAGGCUUCGGGCCCAAGGUGCCGGCCUUGCAAUAUCGGUGAAUCGGCUGGUGAGCGGGGUGGUGUCCAUGACGUUCUUGACCAUAUCGGCCAAGAUUACUUUUGCCGGAAUGUUUGGAGUUCUGGCGGGAAUCAUGUUCGUGGGGACAUUGUUUUUCAACAGGUUUAUGCCGGAGACGAAAGGGAAGACAUUAGAGGAGAUAGGGGCUCUGUUUGAGGAUAAGGAGUAAAUUAAGGUUGAUUGGCGAUAAUUAAUGAAUAAUGAAGAAGAUAACUUUUGUAAUUCUGUUAGGGGGAAGUAGGUUAAGAAAUGAGGAUGACGUUGCUAUAAGGGAUUAAAUUAGGUGUGCGGUAUGGGUAGUGCGUACAUUAUUCCUUUCAUUUUUAUGGUUGAUUACAUUAAAUAUGUUUAAAAUAUUAAUUUAUAUCCGUAAUUAGGUUAA
This is a messenger RNA of Carica papaya (papaya), 1924 nucleotides long. RefSeq names its product polyol transporter 5-like. NCBI's taxonomy places the organism in Eukaryota, Viridiplantae, Streptophyta, Magnoliopsida, Brassicales, Caricaceae. Gene Ontology annotation, molecular function: carbohydrate transmembrane transporter activity. Gene Ontology annotation, biological process: transmembrane transport. Gene Ontology annotation, cellular component: membrane. The record is from RefSeq and is a predicted model, not a curated record.